This is a messenger RNA of Zeugodacus cucurbitae (melon fly), 7901 nucleotides long. RefSeq names its product putative leucine-rich repeat-containing protein DDB_G0290503 (gene Pif1A). Bases 1557 to 7637 code for a protein of 2026 amino acids. The transcript has 14 exons. NCBI's taxonomy places the organism in Eukaryota, Metazoa, Arthropoda, Insecta, Diptera, Tephritidae. The record is from RefSeq and is a predicted model, not a curated record.
ACCGGCUGCGUUAGUCAAUCGGUGUCCGACCGAAACGAAAGAUCUCACAUUGGCCAAGGAAAAUUCUACGAAAGAAUCGUUAGCAUUUCCGCAAAUGCCAUUAGUUUUAUUUUAAGUAGAGGAAAAUCGACAACAAUAUACGACUAAGUAACGGAGAAUCUCACUCGCAAGAACAGACGACGAAUCUACGAAAUCAGGAGUUUAUCAAUUGAAAUAGAUAAUAAAUUGCAACGAGUUGAAGAGAAGUUCAGUAAACUAAACGAUAGUAAAAUUAAGUCAUUGCCUUAAACCGAAACAAAAGUUCUACGCCUAACGGUUAUUGUAGUAAAUGUCAAUAUAUAAGCAAAUCACUAAAUUUAAACGAAUACCACCGUAAAGAAAAUAGCAAAUACGCACCUCAAAUAUAGAUAAAUAUAUGUACGUGUAUAUGGAUUAAGCGUGCUCCAAUGUAACAAUCAUUAAAUAUUAAACAGUUAACAAGUGUAAUAAUCGAAUAACUGCAAUAUAAAGGACACAAAAAACAGCUAUUGAACAAAAUAAUAACACUUUAGUUAAUUAGUGAAAAACACACAUACAUAUACUCGCAUAUUGUAUAUAAACGCUUAGAAUUGAAUUUGAAUCCUGUUAGUAUGUGUACAUAUGUCGAGAACAUUGCGACUAAUUGAGUAAAUUUAUAUCGUGACGUCACUUCCGCUAUUAAUACGAAUAUAAAUGUUAAAAAGAAAUCGCCUGUGCGCGUAUCAUUCUUCGUACACUGCGAAAAACACUGCUUCAAUUGUUUCCAAAUGAAAAUAUUGCGAACUUAGCGACAUAAGCGAUACAAAGGAAAUUGAUAAAAAAGGAGAUUAAUGCAUACGGAAGGAAAUCUCUUAAACUGAAAGCAAUUUUAAAUAGUGAAAAGGUCAAGAAAUAAAAGUAAAAUUUGAUACAGUGCCUUAACCAUAUAGAGUGAGUGGAUUGUAACAGCUCGAGAAACGAAGAGCCGAUAACUAGCAUAAGGAUUUAAAAAGUUUUGAUAAAACGAGUUUAAGGAAUCCCACGAAGUGCCAUUUAGAAUUGUAAGCGGAUAAUUGAAAGAUAUCGCCAAUCUGAGACCAAAGAAUCUGAGUCCAUACAGCGUAAAUACAAAGAUAGUAAAAGAAGAAUCGGAAAGAGCUGUUAGGCUGAAAAUUCUUUUUUAUAUUAAAGAGGAAGAAGCAGACAAUAACUUGAAGCACCAAGAAACCUGCGAAGCAUUUGAUUAAUAUUUAUAUAUUUAAUAUAAAAAUAACUAGCUCCACUGUGAGAUAGAAGCACUUGCAUUCUCACCCUCUUAUUGAGGAGAAAAAAUAUACACACUAUUGAUAUUUGUAUGCACUGCAUCGUCAAAUUGCUAAUUUGGAGAUUUGAUCGCUUGAAUAGAAGCAGCAGUAAUCUAAUUAAAACCAAAAUAAAUAAGGAGAACCUUUCGUAUGGUCGGACUUACCACAAUUUUAGAAUUUAGUAGACAUAAUUGUAUACAAAAGUAGUUUCGAAAUUCAUACAUAUCACGAAUUGUAUUCUUGUAUGAAUUAAAUAUGGCAGAUAAACAUAUAAAAACGACCUCUAGCAGCGUGUUAGAUGAAAAGAACGACAGAAAACAAGCUACAAAUACGUUAGCGACGUCCCAGUUGCCCGGCGACGUCGCCUGCGGUAGCGCGCAUCCCAGAAAUGUGCAAAUCCUUACGAAGUUGGCCAAUACUUUGAGCGAAAGCUCCCAACUGGUCAAGCAACGACAACAGAAAUACAAAGAGCUGAGCUCCAAAUUGGGGGGAGCGGACGCACCACAGCUCAUAGGCUACACCCAAGAUUGUGACGAUGGCAGCGCCGGCGAGUGGCAGGAAGUGAAGAAUAAGCUGAAGCGCAAGAAGAAGCUAUCCACUUCAUUGACAUCCGUAAGCGACUCGGUAAAUCAGGAGAAGCGCACCCGUAUAGAGGGGAUUCAACUGAAUUGUCGUGGCAAGUUACAUAUCACCGAGCUACCGACGUCAGUACCACAAUCAGCCACACGCAGUUAUGUCAGCGCUGGGGUGGCACAGCGCGCCGAACGCUGGGGUGGGGCGAAAUCGUCCCCCACAACCACGAACAGUUCGACACAUAAACAGAUGAACACUAACAGUGCUGCGACGACGCAGGCGGCGAGUCCGACCACGGCUGUCGGAGCCACAGGUAUAUCAGUGCCACCACCGCGUCUCAAACGGAAGCUGCAGGAAAAUGUGCAGACUAUACAAAAGCUAAAUGCGCUCACCGAGCAGCUGAGGCUGGAGAUCAAUGAACUGAAGUCGAGCUUAACAACUGAGCGUGGCGCUGUUCGUGUAUUGCGUGCACAAAAUGAAUCAGAGACGAGAAAAUGGAAAAAUGAAGUCAAGAGACUACAAAAUUCCCUAGAGAUCUUGAAAAAGAACAGCACUUUGCCGCUGAUCGGUGCCAAGAAAGCGACAGACGCAACCAAUGAAAACAUACCAAAUACUUCCAUAGCUGGCAAUACAACCAACUAUGAAGUGCAAAGACUGACAAAUGAAGUUAUCGCGCUGAAAGAAGCGAAUAGAGCCUUAGAAGAGAAGAAAAUGAUCAAUGGCGACGCUGAUAGACGUAAAGCAGCUGAUAUGCGCACAUUGAAAGACACCUACGAAAUCCGAUUGACUCAAUUAACAAAAUCUGCCAAAACUGAAAUUUCACGUCUGCUGGAGGAAAUAAAAACCAAAGAACGUAAUAUAGGGCAACUUAAAAAAGAAAUACAAACACUUCAGAUACGGCCGCAGAGCCAGACUGAAGUGAAGAGCAGAAAUGCAACGAACAAUACACAAACAACGAAUAAAACGACGAAACCAAAGAGAAAUAAUAAUAACAAUAAAAUGAAAACCAAAUCUAUAAAAAAUAGUUUAAACGAAACUAAUGCUUCCGCUUCCGCUUUGACGAAAAAGUCGGAGGACAGUAAGGAUACAACCAGAGGAGAGGCUCAACAUCCAAAUGAGGUGAAGAAUCUCAAGGACAUUGAGCUGAUCAACAAUUCAAACAUUUUUAUACAAAAUAAUAUUAACUCGACGACGCCGACUACGGACGUAACAGGAGAUAACUCAGAAGCGGCAAAUGCUAACAGAAUACUCACUCAUUCGCAGAGCAAUCUCAAAUCGCAAUCAUUGCGAAAUGUUAGUUUUAAUUUAAAUGUAAAUGUCGACGAGGAACAAAUUCACAACAACAUUAACUCAACGCCAUCCAUUAACUCACCAACCACAACAACCACGCAUAAUGAUAAUUGUAAUGACUUACUAAAAACAACAACAACAACAACAGCGUUAGCAACAGCAAUAUGCACACCAUUCGCAGCGUUGCAGUCGCUUGAAUCAGCGGCGACCGAAGAGGACCAUAUUCGGCAAAUAGAAGCAAAUACAACAAAUUCGGCAACUAUAGACAAUAUGUGUACAACAACAACAGUCACUUCAACAACAACACAAACAGCGAACGCAGAUGAGCGACGCCACAACGACAGAAUGCACGACGACAGAAUGAAGGAUAAUAAUUCCGAUUCGGACUCAGCAUUAUCUUCCGCCCCGCCAUCGAUAAGCCCACAGCCGCCACCAGCGGGGCUGGACACUGCCGAUAUCUGGCAAAUGAUCCGCACCUACAGCACCGACUUGCAGAAGCUGCAGAAGGACAAUGAAAUACUGCAGAAGGAAAAUGAGCACUUGCAUGCGGAAUUGAAUUUGGCAAAGGAGCAUAUUCUCGAUGCGGAAAAGUCCAGCUUGGAGAUGAAUAAUAAUGCGGCAUUACAACAACUUAUGGCGCGUAUCAAGCAACUGGAGGAGCAAGAGCAUCAGCUGAGCACGGAGGCGGACGAGUUGCGGGAGCAGAAUGAGCUGCUCGAAUUCCGUAUAGUCGAGCUGGAGGAGACUAACGACAAGUGGUCACUGCAGAGCCAUGCCACCAGUCCCACAACUACAGACAAGUCACAAACAGUCACAGCUCCCACAGCAACGAAUAUUUGGACAAGUGGGGAAGAUCCCAUGCAGAUGAUCUUCGGGAAAUGUGGCGAUGGAGGCGCAAACAAGACCUCUGGCUUUGCGUCGUCACAUAGUCAGCAGCUUAACGAAGAUGAAGCUAAUUUAACGGAUCCCGCCAAUGAAGAAUUCCGCCAUCGAAUCACACAAAUGCUAAGGAAGUAUUCGCUGGAUAGCGACGACAAACACUGCCUGCAACAGCUGAUUCAAUUGGUGCAACAUUUGGAUUUGAUGGCGCAGCGUAGCGAACCAAACUCCUUGAAUACGGCAUCGUGCUCCAGCGACGAAACCAGCAGUUUGGAAUUGGUAAAAUCGCGUAUAUCGGAUUACAGCUCAGCAUCAUCGGCGUCAAGUGCUCGAUCCACGCAUGAAGUCAGCUGCAGCAGCAGUAGCAAUUCAAUUACAAAAUCGGCCACAAAACCUGCUGUACCUGCCACAUCGCCUUCCAACGCAGCUCGCAUAGUUGCCACAGUUUCGCCCUACAACAGUUCACCCCAGCAUCAGAUAGCAUACAACAAUAACAAUAGUAGUUGCAAUCAACUGGUGCCCACCAAUACACCAACAGAUUCACCACGGAAAUCUCGCCAAGCCUGGCAGAGUAACAGCCUUAGUGAGAGUGGGGUAUUUGUUGAGUCUGAUUUCUUGAGCGACGUAAGUGAGAAUAACGUUUGUACUCAGACCGACUUCGAGGACGAGAGUGCUGUCACCCACGCUGCACGGGAUCUCUGCAACGAACUACAAAAACUCCAGUGUACUGAUUCGACACGCAAAAGCGGGGUCGCCAAUUUACCUGCCCGUUCACCGAACACCUCUCAGUACUCCCCCAAUUUAAGCGAGCAAAAGCAAUUGCAGUAUUACAAGGAACGCUUGGCGCUUCUGGAAAGCAAAGUACUCAUAUAUGAGAGUUCUGGCGAUUUACAGAACAAACGGUUAGCUGAUCGGCUGCAACGAGAGAUUUUAUUAGAGAAGGAAUUGAAAGAGCUUAGAGACCGCGUCGAAUUUUUAGAAAGUGAGAAUCUAACACUCGAGGAAGAAAAGUGCGAAUUCGAAGAGGCUGAAAACGACACCCGUUUACGUCUUCAACGGCUGGAGGUGGAGCUGGAAAUACUCAGUCAACGGAACGUUGAGCUUGAAAUGUCCAGAGAGGCACUAAGUGCCAAGUAUAAAGACUGCCGCUCUGAGUGUUUGAUUCUACGCGAAGAUUUAGGCGUUAGUGAGACGCAGAUUCGUCAUAUUGAAGAAGAUAAACAGAAAGCCAAAGAAAAUCUUGAAAUACUACACAAUUUGUUACCCUUAAUUGUGGCCUAUUACACCACCGUGGCGUACUCGCAUUGGACAAACAAUAGCACCAACGAAAAUCCUUAUCCAACGGAUACAUCGAAUAAAACAUACUCAAUAGAAUUUUGUGAGACCCUUGAAAAUAAAAUGGGUAAUGUGAUGCCAAUGGUCACCGAUCGCGUGAAUGAUGUGCUCCCGGCUUUUUCGGGAAAUCACUUUGAUCGCGCAUCUCCAAUAGCAAAUUUCAACUGCGAAAAUCAAUUCUAUAGAAAUGAAACCCCCGAAGUGCCUAACUGUGUGUGCCAGUACCUGAAAGAGGAAGUAAAGUGUUUGCGGAAUCAGAUUAAGGAUUUAAAUUCUCGCCACUACGAAGCCAUGGAAUCGGCUGAUACUCACUGGGUGGAGCUGGAGCGCCAGUACAAGGAUCGUGAAGAAGCGUACCGUGCCAAGGAGUGCUGCCUUAAGGCGAAAAUUCAAAAACUUCAGGACUGUCUGCGCGAUGACGCACGAGCGGCUAAUGAAAAGAUUUGUCAGUUGGAAGAGGCUGAGAGCGAUCUGAAGAACUGUCUUGUACGCGUCUCAAAAGAGCAUCGCGAUUUGCUAGAUGAUAACGAAUUCAUGCGUUGCGAAUACGAACGCCUGAAAGAACAGUUGGACGCGUUGAAGGCUCAACAAAAACCAACUCUUGAUCAACUCGAGCAAGAGAAGAAGCGCAAUAAGACUCUGAAUGAUGAGGUGAACUUCAUGCGAAAAUUGCAGGCAGAAACCGAGUGUAGGAACUUAGCCGAAAUGGAAUCUCUACAAGGACAACUGUUUGAAUUAAAAAAGGAAUUCCUACACAUUGAAGUGACGAACAGUGAGCUGAAAGAGGAAGUGGCAACUUUGGAACAGCAAGUUAUAAAAUUGCAACAUAGCGAGAAAGAUUUAGAAGACAAAACGCGAGUUCUCCAAGAUGAAGUCAAGAGCAAGGAGGAGAUGGUGCAGAAGUUAGAAAAACGACUGGAACGUUCAGAAGGGUAUAGUUUGGCACAAGAGCUCAGCGGCAGCCCUUCAAAGCGCUUCAAACGUGAAGACGUUAAGGAUUUGAAAACUGCUAGCACGGGCUUAGGGAAUGCAUUGCGUAAUUUCAAGGAAUGUGAAACAAGUCUACCCUCACACCAACAAUUCUCGAGUGUGGCACGAGAUGUAAAACGUUUGGCAGAUAGUCUUCUGCAUGGCGAUUCGCCCGACGAUGAGGUAAGCAUUACAAUAGAAAAUAUUAAAGAGAAACCCCAAGAGUCCGAAAGCACUAAGAUUCAGCUAUCAGCGGACGAUGUAAUCGCUGAGGAAAAUCUUGAAAUUCCCGAAAUAAAUAUUGAGCCAGAAGCAGAUGAAAAUAGUAAAGAGCCUUCACAUGGGCAAGAUUUGACGAUUGCAAUGGCUCUCAUGCCACAAUUCGUUAUUGACGAAUGUCUUAUGCCCAUUUUCAUGACCCCCAAAGAAAAACAAAUUUGUGCUAAGCAAAUUAGCGAGGUGCCUUCCGAGUUGCGUAUGCUUUCAGAUGGUGGUCGUCAGACCGCUAAAGUUUCCGAAACCUUUAAGCGACUUUCAUUAGUGACAUCGCAAAGAAAUCGAAAGAGGCGUAUUAAGCGCCGCGUUCUUCAAACCCGAGUUCGUCGUAUUGUAUCAUGUUUCAAUUCUCGUCGUCCCACAAGAUUCCACGAUGUAAUUGAUAUUGACAUCAGCCAAUCGGAGGUACUUCAACGUUUCGAUAGCUUCCAUUCCCUUCGCGAAGAUGCCGCGGAAUCGCAUCACAAAAUAGACGCCUUUACAGAAACAAAUUUCGACAAGUUCGAUAAAGAAACGGAAACUGAAGGUAUCUAUAUCGAGAGUAAAGAGAGCAGUGUGCAGGUGAAUGACGACAUGAAUCCCGAGAGAAUGCUCGAUUGCGUGCCUUCGCAGGCUCGUAUGUUCAUCAAUCUGCUGAAGUCUUCAGUCAUACACGAUGCUGUGGAGGUUUCCGAGUUCAAUAAGAACCUAAUAAAGCGUUGGGAAGCAGAUAAAGAGUUUCGCGACGGACUGGAAAUAUUGCAAACAUAUUCAGUUUUCGAUAGCAACAGCAACGAACAAGUAUCUGCCGAGAACUAUGAGCACUUUGUAAACGCAAUGUCGUGCUUGCAUGUCCUUGAGGAACUCUUCAAGCCGACUAAGGUGCCGAUCAUGCAACAAAUCGAAGAUCAAAUUAAUGAACAACUUAUGAACUUCCAUACCAAACGCAUGGAGUCGGAAUUCUAUUGCACCGUUUACUAUCCGGUAAAAAGAGAAAUUAACUCGGAAUCUACUAAUGAUUAUGAACUCUUCUGACAAAUCCAAUGUGAAUGCUAACGAUCAUUGUCGAUACCGUGGAUUUGAUCGCGGAUUCUUUACUAAUCGAACCAAUUUCUGAAAAAUUAAAAUCUGUUAAUAUCAAAUGUAUUUGGAAGUAUGUUUGUGUGUGUAAGACGAGUAUGUACCUAAUAGAGAUAGAGAUCUGUCUACAAAUUUGAUUACAACGAAAUAAUACGAAAAAUAGUAAGUUGUGGUGAAAAUCAGUAAUAAAUGAAUGUCUUAAAUGGUGGAAAUAUGGAA